AAUCAAAAAUUUCAGUGGAAAAACAGCAGAUUAUAUUCAAUGGAAAAAUGAAUUAGAAAUAAAAUUUACAGAAAUGAACAUAGACAACACAUUAACUAUAUUUGAAAGAUUCAGUGAAAAUUUAGAUAUAGAAUAUACCAUACAACAACCUGAUUAUAACUCAGGAGCAGACUUACCAAAAGCAUAUUAG
Messenger RNA from Cetraspora pellucida, 190 nucleotides. The record is from the annotation of a GenBank genome assembly. NCBI's taxonomy places the organism in Eukaryota, Fungi, Glomeromycota, Glomeromycetes, Diversisporales, Gigasporaceae.